AUGCUGCACAGAGUGAAUCCAGUGAUCUCCGGAGCGAGGUUGAUCAGAUCCGAAGGCUCAAGGAUCCACUCCCGCCUUUCAUCCUCAUGCACCCACUCCCUCCACAGACUCCAGAAUAAGUCUCCUCUGGCUCUCCUCCAAGGUUCCAGCCGUGGGAGCGGCGCCCUCAGAGGUUCCCGGGUCACGUUCACGCGCGCCUCCUUCUCGUCCCAUAACGGCUCAGCAGCUAUCCUUCCAACAGAGGCAAACAACAUCUUUUCAAGAGAUAACCAGGACCAGGACGAUAGCGCGACCAACAGCAGUGGGACCGCAGGAUUCUUCACAACCAGUAGCUCCGCAUCAGCAUCGUCAUCACUAGCGCCCGAAGGGUUCCGGGACUAUAACAUCCGCUGGAAGGAGGUCAAGAUGCCAACAUUGACAGGAGUGGUACCCAUCUACAUGGAUUUGGCCAAGGCACGCCUCGGAGCCCUGGUGACGCUGACGACGAUGAGCGGAUAUGCCAUGACCCCAGCAGCAGACGACCUGUCGACACUUUUCUCUCUAACGGUCGGAACCGCACUCUGCAUCACUUCGGCCAAUGCCUAUAACCAGUUUGUGGAACCACCGUACGACGCACAAAUGUCGAGGACACGGAACAGAGUUCUGGUCCGCAAGGCGGUCUCACCAUUGCAUGCCUGGUCCUUUGCAACGGCGACGGGGCUCGGAGGCAUCGGGAUUUUGGCUACGAUGGUCAACCCAUUGACGGCAGCCCUCGGAGCAGCCAAUUUGGUCCUCUACGCAGCCGUCUACACCCCCAUGAAGCGCAUGUCGAUCGUCAACACAUGGGUCGGAUCGGUUGUCGGAGCUCUCCCACCCAUGAUGGGCUGGGCUGCAUGCACUAAUUCACUCGGUCCGGAAGCGUGGCUCUUGGGUCUGAUCCUCUACGCCUGGCAGUUCCCUCACUUCAACUCUUUGGCAUGGAACCUUCGCGCGGAUUACUCCAAGGCCGGCUACCGUAUGAUGUCCGUCACGGAUCCCAAGCUCAACGCCCGCGUUAGUCUUCGGUACUCGCUCGCCUUGAUCCCUCUGGUCACCUUGGCUCCUUAUCUUGACAUGACGACCUGGUGGUUCGCAGUCGACGGUAACAUUGUCAACGCGGUCAUGUUGGCAGGUGCAGCCAACUUUUGGCGGAAGCGUGACGACAAGAGCGCGAGACAGUUGUUCUUUGGAAGUUUGAUCUACCUGCCCGUCGUCCUUGCAUUGAUGAUGUUGCACAAGAAGGUCAAGAAGGCGGAGGAUGAAGCUGAGGCUAAUGCUGCUGCUGCCUUGACUUCUGUUGUGAGUACAUCGUCCGCUGUUGUGGAAGAGGACGAUGAUGAAUAUGAAUACGUCGAUGUCGAUGAGGACGACGACGAGGAACAUCAUACGAGCCCCACAAGCGUACAGAAGAAGCUCUAA
Messenger RNA from Linnemannia hyalina, 1437 nucleotides. NCBI's taxonomy places the organism in Eukaryota, Fungi, Mortierellomycota, Mortierellomycetes, Mortierellales, Mortierellaceae. The record is from the annotation of a GenBank genome assembly.